CCAAUCCCAAAGUGUUCUCAUUUUCCAACCCAAACACGCUUAGAUAUUGACUUUUAAUGUACUGAUGUUUCCUGCCUCUUUCUCAGCUCCACUUUUUCCUUCUUUCUCACUACUACUGCCAUGGACUUAAGAGGGUCUUCUACGUUUUCAGUGUUAGGAUUUUACUAUUAAAUCAUUGGACCAUUUCAUUAUCUGGGUAUACAUAGCAAAAAUCUGAGAUGAAAUAGUUGUCUGCUGCUAUCUUCUUUGGCUGGACCUUGUGUCUCUUUUUUGGUUUUCAAUGAAAUAUCUUAGGCUUAUUCUGGGUUUGAGUAGUAAAGAUGUUGAUGCUUUUGCUUUUACUAUACUCAUAAUCUGGUCAUUGACUGGGAUCUUGCUUGGUACAACCAUUACUCCAACACAUGCCAGUUUGAGUGAUAUUCAGUGCUUGCAAACCAUAAAGCAAUCUCUCAGUGACCCUAAUCGCUACUUGAGCUCUUGGAAUUUCAACAACAAAGCCCAAGGCUUCAUCUGUAGUUUCUUAGGUGUGGAGUGUUGGCACCCAGAUGAGAACAAAGUUCUCAACAUUAAACUUUCAAACUUGGGCCUUGAGGGUCAGUUCCCUCGUGGCAUCGAGAAAUGCACCAGCUUGACAGGCUUGGAUCUCUCUGGCAACAACUUAUCCGGGCCUAUCCCUUCCAACAUUUCCUCCAAACUCAACUAUGUGACAUCUCUUGUCCUCUCAUCCAACAGGUUUUCUGGUGAGAUUCCUCUUAGCCUAGCAAAUUGUACUUACUUGAAUGUACUUAAACUUGACAACAACCAGUUCAACGGAAGCAUUCCUUUGCAACUCGGCCAGCUCAGUCGGAUGAAGACAUUUAGUGUGGCCAACAAUCUCUUGACAGGGCCAGUGCCUUCUUUCCAAAACAACACCAACAUCACCGCAGAUGACUAUGCCAAUAAUCCAGGACUUUGUGGGAAACCGCUGGAACCCUGCCCAGAUUUAAAGAAAAAAUCUCAAUCUGGGAUUAUUGUUGCUGCUGCUGGUGGAGUAUCCUUAACAGCCAUUGUUUUGUAUUACUUUUCGCCUAGAGUUAUGAAGAGGAAGAAGGAAGAUGAUCUUGAGGGUAACAAAUGGGCCAAGAGCAUCAAAGGAACCAAAGGCAUCAAGGUGUCAUUGUUCGAGAAUUCAGUUUCGAAAAUGAAGUUUAGUGAUCUCAUGAAGGCUAGUAACAACUUCCACAAAGACAACAUCAUUGGUAGCAGUGGAAGAACUGGAACAAUGUACAGAGCAAUGCUUCCUGAUGGUCAGUUCCUCAUGGUUAAGAGGCUGCAAGACUCUCAACGUUUGGAGAAAGAAUUUGCUUCCGAAAUGAACACACUGGGACGGCUCAAGCACCGUAACUUAGUUCUUAUGUUGGGAUUUUGCUUGGCAGAAAAGGAAAAGCUUCUGGUGUACAAACACAUGGAGAAUGGAACAUUAUAUGAUCGACUACAUCCUUUGGAAUCUGAGGUCACCAGCAGCAGCAGCGGUAGCAGCAUGGACUGGCCAUUGAGGCUUAGAAUAGGAAUUGGAGCAGCCAAAGGUUUGGCAUGGCUUCAUCAUGGCUGCAACCCUCGAAUCAUCCAUCGAAACAUCAGCUCGAAAUGCAUACUGCUGGACAAGGAUUUUGAGCCAAAGCUAUGUGACUUUGGGCUUGCAAGGCUUAUGAACCCAGUUGACACCCAUUUGAGUACUUUUGUGAAUGGUGGGUUUGGUGAGUUGGGUUAUGUGGCUCCUGAAUAUCUUACCAAGUUGGUGGCCACUCCAAAAGGGGAUGUCUACAGCUUUGGAGUGGUUCUGCUGGAGUUGAUUACAGGUGAGAAGGCAACUGGCGUGGUCAGAAAUAGCCAAGGUGGUGGUGGUGGUGGUGGUGGUGGUGGUGGUGAGUUCAAGGGGAGUUUGGUGGAGUGGAUUAGCCAACUCUCAAGCGAUUGUGCUCUCCAAACUGCCAUUGACAAAGGUUUGGUGGAGGAGGGUUUGGAGAAUGAGCAGACACAGUUUCUAAAAGUGGCUUGUAACUGUGUAUUGUCAGCACCAAAAGAGAGACCAACCAUGUUUGAAGUGUACCAACUCCUCCGAGCCAUUGGUGAGAGAUACCAUUUCAGCACAGAGGGUGAUGAGAUGUUGGUACCAUCCAACACCAUCACUGGUGAUGAUGAUGAUAAUAAUGAACUUAUUGUAGCUCAAUCACAUGAAUUAUCAUUGCAACUUGAUUGAGGCCUAAACACUAAAUAAUACUAAAUUGUACUAGAGCUGUCUUUAGCACAAUAUGUGUGUUUCUAUGUGUGUAUAUACACGAAUACACAGAACUAUGAAAUUUUGUCUCAAAUUAUAUAGUCACUGCAUUAAUAUAUUUCCUAGGUUUUAAAAAUUAA
Molecule: messenger RNA, 2397 nt
Organism: Humulus lupulus (European hop)
Lineage: Eukaryota; Viridiplantae; Streptophyta; Magnoliopsida; Rosales; Cannabaceae
Product: probably inactive leucine-rich repeat receptor-like protein kinase At5g48380
Exons: 2
Coding region: 281-2239 (652 amino acids)
Biological process (GO): protein phosphorylation
Molecular function (GO): protein kinase activity; ATP binding; protein binding
Source: RefSeq, a predicted model, not a curated record